This is a messenger RNA of Henningerozyma blattae CBS 6284, 795 nucleotides long. RefSeq names its product mitochondrial 37S ribosomal protein mS42 (gene RSM26). The coding region runs from base 1 to 795 and encodes 264 amino acids. Gene Ontology annotation, molecular function: metal ion binding; superoxide dismutase activity. The record is from RefSeq and is a predicted model, not a curated record. Gene Ontology annotation, biological process: superoxide metabolic process. NCBI's taxonomy places the organism in Eukaryota, Fungi, Ascomycota, Saccharomycetes, Saccharomycetales, Saccharomycetaceae. The transcript has a single exon.
AUGUUUCAAAGAUACGUUUAUAAACGAUUAAUAAAUGAUACGAUUCUUAAAAAUAGAAGAAGCAUCCAUAUGAUGCCUACAUUACCUAAUAAUGAAACCUUAAUUGCCAAUGGUAUACCUAACAUAUAUAGUGGUAAAGGGUUUUCUGUUGCCUGGGAAGAUCGCCAACGAUAUUUAAUUGAAAAGUUGAAUAUGGUUACUAAUGGGACUACUUUUGAAUCUAUGUACCCUUUCCAUAUCAUGUUGCAAGCAAAAAAUCGUAAAGAUCAAGCACAUAUCUUUAAUUUGGCAUCUAGCGUUCAUAAUAAUCACUUAUUUAUUGAAAAUAUCUUACCCAAUGGGGCAGAGGAUGCUGUUGGACCAAGUAAAUUAUUUUUAAAUAAAGUUGAGAAAUCGUUCAAUAAGUCAUGGGAAGAAAUUAAAAAUGAGAUUAUUGAAGUUGAUUCCAGAAAAAUUGUUGGACAAGGGUAUAUCUUUUUAAUAGAGAAUUCUGAUAAAAAAUUCCAAUUGCUUAAUAUUCAAAAUAAUGGUACACCAUAUUAUUUCCCUAUGAAUCAAAGCCAUGAUUUGAACCAUGUUUUACAACAAGAUGAAAUUGAGUUAUACCAUGAACUAAAAGAGAUUGUAAAGGAUCCAAAAGUAAAGAUAAAGGAUUAUAGCAUACCCAUCAUAUGUAUCAGUCUGUGGGAUCAUAGUUAUUUGAAAGAUUAUGGAGUUGACGGACGUGAAGAAUAUUUGAAGAACGUUUUAAAUAAUUUGAAUUGGUCUGUGAUAAAUAGUCGAUUAUUCAAUUAA